GAAAAAUGGGGACAUUAACUGAUUUUGGACAGAUUGCUUUAAAAUGGGAUCCAAAAAAUUUAGAGAUACGUACCAUGUCAGUAGAAAAGACAUUGGAACCACUUGUGCUUCAAGUUACAACUCUUGUAAACACCAAAGGUCCCAGCAAAAAGAAAAAAGGUAAAUCCAAACGUGCCAGUGCAUUAGUUGCAGCGGUUGAAAAAGCUACAGAAAACUUUAUUCAGAAGGGAGAACAGAUUUCCUAUGAAAAUCCAGACAUUACACAAGAAAUGCUCACCGCUGUCGAUGAAGUACGUAAAACCGGAGAUGCAAUGAGCAUUGCAGCCAGAGAAUUUUCUGAAGAUCCGUGCAGCUCGCUAAAAAGGGGAAACAUGGUUCGAGCAGCCAGAAAUUUGCUUUCAGCUGUAACUCGUUUAUUGAUAUUAGCUGAUAUGGUAGAUGUUCAUCUGCUAUUGAAAUCACUUCACAUAGUGGAAGAUGAUUUAAACAAACUUAAAAAUGCAUCCAGUCAGGACGAGCUUAUGGAGAACAUGAGGCAAUUCGGGCGAAAUGCAGGAGAACUUAUAAAACAAGCAGCAAAGCGUCAACAAGAACUUAAAGAUCCCCAAUUGCGGGAUGAUUUAGCAGCCGCUCGAGCUAUGCUUAAGAAACAUUCCACUAUGCUUCUAACCGCAUCCAAAGUCUAUGUUCGUCAUCCGGAGCUGGAUCUAGCAAAAGUAAAUCGAGAUUUCAUUCUAAAACAAGUUUGUGAUGCUGUAAACACCAUUAGCGAUGUCGCUCAAGGCAAGUCAUCUCAACCGACAGACAUAUAUAGCGGCGCCGGGGAGUUGGCUGCUGCUUUGGAUGAUUUUGAUGAAGGUAUUGUUAUGGAUCCCAUGACCUACAGUGAGAAGCGUUCUCGUCAGCUACUGGAAGAACGCCUGGAGAGCAUUAUAAGUGCAGCAGCGCUAAUGGCGGAUGCCGACUGUACAAGGGAUGAGCGACGAGAAAGAAUUGUCGCUGAAUGCAAUGCUGUACGACAAGCUUUACAGGAUUUACUCUCCGAAUACAUGUCCAAUAUAAGUCAAAAAGACAACAGCCCCGGACUGGUUCGUGCGAUUGACCAAAUGUGUCGCAAAACUCGGGAUUUACGGAGGCAGCUGAGGAAAGCUGUUGUUGAUCAUGUUUCCGACUCAUUCUUGGAAACGACUACACCCCUUCUGGAUUUGAUUGAAGCUGCUAAAAGCGGCAAUGAGAAGAAAGUGCGCGAAAAAGCCGACAUUUUCACCAAACAUGCUGAGAAGCUUGUAGAGGUAGCCAAUCUGGUGUGUAGCAUGUCUAGUAACGAAGAUGGUGUUAAAAUGGUUCGGUAUGCUGCUGCCCAGAUAGAAAGUUUAUGCCCACAAGUAAUAAAUGCAGCAUCCAUCUUGACUGUGCGCCCAAACUCAAAAGUUGCUCAAGAAAACAUGACCGCCUAUCGCCAAGCAUGGGAGGUCCAAGUUCGUAUUUUAACUGAAGCCGUCGACGACAUUACUACCAUUGACGACUUUUUGGCAGUAUCUGAGAAUCAUAUUCUUGAAGAUGUAAAUAAAUGUGUAAUGGCCUUACAAGUGGGCGAUGCUCGAGACUUGCGCGCAACUGCUGGAUCCAUUCAAGGGCGUUCCGCUCGAGUUUGUAAUGUUGUUGAAGCUGAAAUGGAUAACUACGAACCAUGUAUUUAUACCAAACGGGUUCUGGAAGCGGUUAAAGUUCUUCGAGAGCAAGUAAUGAUUAAAUUUGAACAACGAGUGGAAGCUGCUGUUGGAGCUCUUUGUACUAAUACUAACAAAGAUGUCGACGAAAAUGAGUUCAUUGAUGCCUCCCGACUGGUUUACGAUGGAGUUCGCGAGAUUCGCCGCGCCGUUUUAAUGAAUCGAAGUUCAGAAGACCUAGACACAGAUACAGAAUUUGAGCCUGUAGAAGACUUAACCUUGGAAACACGAAGCCGAUCAAGUGCACAUACUGGGGAUCAGACUGUCGACGAAUACCCAGAUAUUAGUGGUAUUUGUACUGCUAGAGAAGCAAUGCGGAAAAUGACCGAGGAAGACAAACAGAAAAUUGCCCAACAAGUGGAACUAUUUCGUAGAGAGAAAAUGACUUUCGAUUCCGAGGUCGCAAAAUGGGAUGAUACUGGCAACGACAUCAUUUUUCUAGCCAAGCACAUGUGUAUGAUUAUGAUGGAAAUGACCGACUUUACAAGAGGUCGUGGGCCCUUGAAAACUACCAUGGACGUCAUCAAUGCCGCUAAGAAAAUUUCUGAAGCAGGUACGAAACUAGACAAGCUAACCCGAGAGAUAGCGGAACAGUGUCCAGAAAGUAGCACCAAGAAGGACCUAUUAGCUUAUCUGCAACGAAUUGCUCUUUAUUGUCAUCAAAUCCAAAUUACUUCGAAAGUCAAAGCAGACGUACAAAACAUAAGCGGGGAGCUAAUUGUUUCUGGGUUGGAUAGCGCAACAUCGCUUAUUCAAGCUGCUAAAAAUCUUAUGAACGCAGUAGUUCUUACUGUUAAGUAUUCCUAUGUAGCUUCGACUAAAUAUACUAGGCAAGGAACUGUAUCAUCUCCAAUUGUUGUAUGGAAAAUGAAAGCACCAGAAAAAAAGCCUUUGGUGAGACCAGAAAAACCCGAGGAGGUUCGAGCUAAAGUUCGAAAGGGCUCUCAGAAAAAAGUUCAAAACCCUAUACAUGCUUUAUCUGAGUUUCAGAGCCCCGCUGAUGCCGUAUAAGGAAAUUUAAUUUAAAUUUAGUUUUAUAAUAAUCAAGUAAAUUAUAUAAAAUAAAUUAAACAUUAAAAUAUUUUAGUAAAAGUCUAAGUUACAGUUUCUCAAUACUAAGGAUUACAAAAAAUCAUAAAUAAACAUUGGUACUAAAA
Messenger RNA from Drosophila persimilis, 2887 nucleotides. It is a transcript of the gene alpha-Cat, whose product is annotated as catenin alpha. Gene Ontology annotation, molecular function: cadherin binding; structural molecule activity; beta-catenin binding. The coding region runs from base 6 to 2741 and encodes 911 amino acids. Gene Ontology annotation, cellular component: catenin complex; adherens junction; actin cytoskeleton. The record is from RefSeq and is a predicted model, not a curated record. Gene Ontology annotation, biological process: cell migration; cell-cell adhesion. Lineage: Eukaryota; Metazoa; Arthropoda; Insecta; Diptera; Drosophilidae. The transcript is spliced from 12 exons.